Molecule: messenger RNA, 9167 nt
Organism: Halichondria panicea
Lineage: Eukaryota; Metazoa; Porifera; Demospongiae; Suberitida; Halichondriidae
Exons: 28
Coding region: 215-8953 (2912 amino acids)
Biological process (GO): signal transduction
Molecular function (GO): protein binding
Source: RefSeq, a predicted model, not a curated record
CAUUCAUUUGGCACUUGGUAUGAAUUUGCUCACCAAUCCUCCCCCUUGAGUCAACACACAUUAAUCUAUUGUGUAUUAAUUUCAAAAGUUGAGGGUGCUGUUACUAUCACUAAAGCUGUGGCUGCUAUACUGAUGAUAUUGAUUGUAUAUGCAAGCCGUGAGUAAGCUAUAGUGAGGUUACAGAGACAUAGGAAGGCAAGUCACUGCCUGAAAAAUGAGUGACAACCUUGCUAAACAACUCUACUGGGAUAGUCAGAGUGGCCCUGACCAAAAUAUACUUGAGCUGCUACAGAGAGGAGCUCCACCCAACAACAGUGACUACUACACUAGAGAGCAGGAUGGACACACUCCACUACACUGGGCAUGUGCUAACAAUCAUCUCCGCAAUGCCCAACUACUCAUGAAGUUCGGAGCCACUGCAGCUGCAACAAAUAACUAUGGCAGUACCCCUUUACACUGGGCAUGUCUCCACAACAAUAAGGACACUGCUAAGCUGUUACUGGAGCACCACUGUCCCACAGAUAUCAAGGACAGUAUUGGACAGACUGCUGCUGGUGUGGCCAGAGAGAAAGGGUACCAUGCCUUGGCUGACUAUGUGGAGGGUUUCCAGCCUCGACCUAGAGAUCCACUGUCCUCGUACCCAACACUGGAACAGCUGAGUCAGCUGGAAUGUGACCAAUGGUUUCAACUUGGUGUUUGUUUGGGAUUGGGCAAUGACCAACUGGACACCAUAAAGAAGAGCCAACAUCCCACAGCAGAAACUCUUCAGGCAGCCAAACUCAAGAAUAUUGACAUACAGUGGAAAGAUAUUGUGGAAGUUCUAGUGAGCAUUGGGGAAGGUGAGAGUGCGCUGUCAGUGAGUGCAUUCUAUGGCUGGCUGGACUGUGUCAAGCGUCUUGUGGAAACUGUGGGUCUCGAUCCAAAAGUGGCAGUGAAUGAGGCUGGAGACACUCCACUCUCUCUGGCGUACAAAAACAGACAUUUGGAAACGAUCAAGUAUUUUUCUCAAAAACAUCAGUGUGACCCAAAAUUUGCAGUGAAUGAGGCUGGAGACACUCCCCUCUCCCUUGAGUGUUCCCGUGGUAACCUGGAGAUGGUCAAGGCUCUUAUCAACAAGCAUGUUGAUCCAAAAAAGCCAGUCAACAAGGCUGGUGACACCCCACUCUCUCUGGCCUACAAAGGUGGACACUGGGAAGUGGUCAAGUAUCUCGCCAUCACUCACCACUGUGAUACAACAAGUAUCCUCUUGCUAGCAGUAAAGCAUGAGCAAGAUUCAACAGUGGAGUUUCUACUGGAAGAAUGCCGUUGUAAUCCAAAUGUGACUGAUAAAGAAGGCAAGACACCUCUCGAUUUAGCCAACGACCCUAAGAUCAAAAAGCUACUCUUGAAAUACGGAGCCAAGGCAGAAUUCCAUAGCGAUCAGAAUGUGACUGACAAAGAAGGCAAAACUUACUCUUCACAGGACCAUGAUACAUUAAGAGAAGAGCACUCAAUUAUACCUUCUAAACGGACCUUAGGGUCGCCAUUUACUAUUUCAAUCCAACCAAAAGAUGUUUGCUGCAAACCUGGGGAAGAAGUUGAGCUAACAAUAUCAACAACACCGUCUGCAACUAUGUAUCAGUGGCGUUUUGAAAAUCAAGCUAUAUUAUCACUUCCUGACUACAAAGGACAAACAUCUGAACGUCUCCUGAUAUCAACAUUCCUUCCUAAGCAUAAAGGUGUUUACUGGUGUGUUGCUGAAGAUGCAUCAGGCACACAGAUCACCUCGCGUCAUGCAACACUCACUGCAGAGGGGGAGGUUAUUAAAAGGCAAGAAUUGGAUUUUAUAGGGAAAAUUUUGAACAAAUCUGCAAUAGACUUUAGCCAGUAUCUACACAAUGGUGAGAGUGAUGUGACUUACGAAGAGAUGGAGUUUAUAAUGAAAUUGAAUCCAAGGACACAAUUGCUGUCCAUCAACCUAAAGCAGGAAAUCACAUCAAGACUGAAAGAGGAGCAAAUCUAUGCCGAAGCCAUAAAAGAAACGGUAUCCCUUACCUACACCAAAAUCCUUGCACUGGGCCCAGGCCAGGUUGGAAAAUCUACUUUUAUUCGCAGAUUGUUGGGAAUAAUGGAAGGAAGCAUCCAAACUUCUCCUCUAGAAACACAGCCUCAAUCUAGUACAGGUAUUUCGGAGGCGAGAGAAGCUUGUAUACAGUAUACAAGAGUAAUUGGUGCCAUUACUAAUAACAAAUGGUGUGUUUUGCGAAACGAUCUGCACGAUCAGCUAAGUGGCUUAAUGUCACUGAUAGUUAAGCAAUCUCAGCAAACCCCACUGCAUGGAACCACCAGAACUACUCAAUCAUCUAGGAAAAUGAAGAUUGAAACUGUAGUAAAUGAAUUACUAGUUGAUACUGCUGUGCAAGUGAAAAUGGACGAGAAACAACCUGAAACAUUACCUCCUGGUAAUGAAUUGCUGCCUCGAGGUCCAAUUGCUAGUGAACAAAGUACGUUGAUGACUAAGGAAUCAGAUAUUGAUAAAAUAAUUAGAGAAUUUGAAGAGCUAAAAGAAGAAUGCAGACUAAGUCCACAUAGGAUGGAAUGUGAUAUGUUAUUUAAUGUAGUUGAUGUUGGUGGCCAACCAGCAUUUCUAGAAAUGCUACCAUCCUUAACUAUAGGACAAGCUCUUUACCUUGUGUUUAUGAACCUUAAGCAAGAUCUAAGUUCAAGAUACCCUGUGCCGUUUAAAUGUAAGGACUCAACAACGAAUCUUUUUAAAGAUUACUCUUACACUUCUGAAGAAGUAAUAUUUUCGGCACUUUCAAGUAUUGCUUGCUUUGGACACCCAGAUGAGCAAGUGGAAAAGUACGUUCAGAAACCAGAAUCAGGUAAUAAAGAGCGGAAUGAUUCUCUUGCGGUGCUUGUGGGAACGUUUCUUGAUGAAGUUAAUGACAAAGAAAUACAAUUAACUAACCAGCAGCUGAAUGAACGACUUAAAGGCACAGCAUUUUAUAAACAAGGGCUUAUUCUCAGCAAUAGCUUCAGCUUAUUAGUAAACAAUAUGAGUGCAGAAGAUAGUGAAAUAGAACGUCACAGAAAAAAACUAGAAGCAAUACUAACUGCAAAAUUUCGAAAGUAUCAAAUUCCAGCGCAAUGGUUAAUGCUCAGCAUCUGUCUUAAGCUUCUUGCUAGAAAUCAAAACAAGUAUCAUGUUUCCUUUGCUGAUUGUGUCAAGUUGGGGAAGCAUUUGGACAUGGACGAAAACAUGGUGAGUGUUGCUUUGCAAUUUCUCCACAAAUACAUCGGGCUUGUGAUGUAUUUUCCUCAUCAUGAAAGCCUUAAGAAAAUCGUAAUAUGUGAUCCCCAAGUAGUAUUUUCAACUAUCAGUGAACUAAUCUUUAAUAUUUACGAUCACAACAAGAAUCAAGUUAGCGAGGCACAGUAUGACCGCUUUGUGGAAACUGGCUGCUUUUCACCUCAAGAUAUCAUGCUAACACAUGUGAAAGAAGAUAAGAAGAAACUUCUUUCUAUUACCACUUUAGUUGAUCUACUAACGCACUUAAACAUUGCUGCUAAAGUUCCCGUAUCUUCUAGUAAGGACGCGGUGUUGUAUUUUCUACCUGCGGUUCUUCAAACUGCUGAAACAGAUGCUAUUAAAAGAAAGCACAAAGGAGAAAAUGAUGAAUUACUUCCCGAACCAAUCUGCAUUCGAUUCAAAACGGGAUAUGUACCUUUAGGAUUUGUGUGUGCUUUAAUUGCAAAUCUUACUGCUGAAAAAAAUUUCGAUCUACUCUUCAACGAAAGCAACAAGCUCUACAAGAAUAUGAUUCAAUUUCGAUUUCAGCGUAUAAUCAAUCUCACUGUAAUUUCUUUGCCAAGAUAUUGUGAGUUCCGUGUCACUAGGCAGCUCCCAGAUAAUGAUGUCUUUGAGUUUUGGAGUGAGGAUAGUUGUCCUCUUAUCAUGGAAACUAUACGUACAGUUGCCAAUAAGGUUAUUCAAUCUUUACAGCAUGGCUUGCGUUCAGUAAACAAUGAUUCUGAAAUAUAUGAUUUUGCUUUUCAUGCGCAUUGCCAAAGGAAUUCCGAUGCUGACUUUGGACAGGAAUGUCUUGCUAAACUUGACUAUGAUGAUUCCUAUCAAGAGAUUGACUUAGAAAAAAAUAUUCCGGAGAAGGUUAUAUGCAUAAAAUGUAAAACUGCUAUUCCACUAACUCCAGAAAUGAUGGUAUGGUUUGGUAAGGUUCCAAGCACUCCUCUAAGAAUUUGCGAGCAACCUGCUCGAAAAGGGAAUGUCAUAAGCAUACGUGCUGAUGGAGUACGACCACUAACAUAUGAAUGGCUUGUAGGUGGGAUAAAGCUCUGUGAUGGUGAUGACCAUGACUAUGACGGCUAUGCAACAAACAGUCUUAUCAUUAAAGAUAGCGAUUUAUUGUCGGAAGGUCUUUUUAAAUGCCAAGUAAAGGACAGAUUCGGCAACUGUGUUGAAUCUGAUGAGCUUGAUCUCUUUGAAGAUAAGCUCAGAAGAACUUGGAAAUUAAAAAAAUCAGAAAUCACUAAAUUGAAGAGAAAAGGAUUUACAAGUAUCAGAGAACUGAAACAUCUCCAGCUUAACACGCUGGAAUUCAACGAGGGUGAGAAGGAAAGGAUGAGACCACUCCUUGCUUCUCUUAAUUUUCAGACAAACAAAUCUGACAGUUCUUCAGGACCUCCCGCUAAUCGAGUGUCUCUCCAAGAACUAGUAAGACAAUACAAGCUAAUUGAUGAGCAACUCAACAGUGAAAUAGAGGUCACUGAUUUUCCCUGCCUGGCAGAAAACUUCGAUGGUGUAACGAUCUAUUCGAAUGCCAUGGGACUAACUCGUGCUGAACAAGCUGAUGUGAAUUUGUUGUGCUUUAGAGAAGGAACUCAAGCAGCCAUGAUGAAGUGUUUGCAUUGCUGGAAGACGCACAAUCCUUAUGAAGCAACUUACAGAACUCUACUAGAAUUGUUACUGAAACUGAGAAAAGAGAGGAUAGCUGAUGAAAUAUGUCAGCACUUGACUCAAUUUCAAUGGAACAUUAAACAGCAUCCCCAGGAUGUGCUUAUUAAAGUUGGUGAGGAUGCCAAAUUCUUUAUUGCUGUGACCGCGUCUUCUCCUGGGCACGUCUCUUACAACUGGUGCUUUAACAAUCAGAGUAUAUCAGAUGACAACGCUAACUACAAGGGAGCAACAACAAGUGAACUGGUCGUUUUGAAGUCCUUGUCCAAGCACUGUGGUAGCUACAAGUGUAUUGUCACAGAUCAACUUUUAUCGGAUGUGCAAGUCCCUUCAUUUUCGGCUGUCCUUGAAAUUGAUGGAACCAAAAUUGAAGACGAGGAGUCUAAACUCCUUGGAAUAAUUUUACAGAAGGUGACUUCACUGCAAGAUGGUGAAAUGGAUUUAAAUAUUAUGGAGCUACUCAGUGGAACAAGUAAUCUGACUUAUGAAGAGCUACAAAUAGUCCUUGAUCAGACCACACAUACAUCGUAUUUAUCAACUGAUCUGGAACAAAAGUUGCAAACACGGAUACAGGAGGAUAAAAUCUAUGAUGAAGCAAUAAAAAAUGAUAAAAAGAUUAAAUUGUUCUAUCUCAAAAUGCUUGCUCUUGGACCAGGACAAAUAGGAAAGUCAACAUUUAUCCGUAGACUUCUUGGAAUCAUGCAAUGGGAUAUCAAUGAAGAUCCCGAAAAUGGACCAACUAGAAGCACUGGCCAGUCUGAAAAUAGAGAAGUAUUCUUACGCUACAGUCAUGAAUCAGUAGCUCUGUCCACUAAUGAGCAAUCAGUGUCAACUGAACAAAGCUGGCAUGUACUUGAUGAAUCCGACGUAGGUAAGGAAUUGAGAGCACUCAUUUCCCUAUUAAAUAUUCAGACUGAAGCCGAAACACUUAGUGAAACGGUUGCUUCAGAAGAAACAAAGGUGACUCCUCAAGCAUCUCUUCAACAAAGUUAUUCACCUCCUAGUGAUUUAUCUGAUUCUAAUGUGAUCCCAACAGUAAAUGAAAGAGAAUCUGAAAAGAACUCUGUUGCUUUAACAAAUAAUACUUGUCCAUCUUCCGAGCAGUCCCCCGACACUCCAAAAGCUCAAACAAAAGUUCAAAAAAGCGAGAUUGAUGAAGUCUAUGAAGAGUUUGAGAAGCUACGUUCUUCCAUAUCGAGCGAUUCCCCCGAUGAUGAUGAUAUAAAGUCAAUACAUGCUAUAAUCAACAUCGCUGAUGUUGGUGGUCAACCAGCUUUCUUAGAAUUGCUACCUUCUUUGACAAUUGGACCAGCAAUGUACCUUGUAUUCAUGAAACUUCUAUGGGAAUUGGAUGCUCCAAAGGAGACGCUAUACAAAAGCGAAAACGAUAUGGAAGCAUUAAUCUGUAAAAACUACACAUAUACACCAGAAGAAGUUAUUUUCACUGCUCUCUCAAGUAUUGCAUGCUUUGGUCACUCUGACGAGGAAGUAGAGAAGUAUGUAUAUUCUGACCAGGAUGCUAACUCGGAUGUAAAUAAAAAGAAAAUCAACUCACUUGCAUUGAUUAUGGGCACCUAUGCAGAUGACAUAUCUGAGGAUCUAGCAGCUACAAAAAAAGUAGAAGACACCAAUAAGCGACUUCGUGCAACGCUGGCCACUACCCCUUUCUAUAAGGAUGGCCUUAUCAAAUAUUCUAAUCUAUGCAAAAAAGAAGUUCUCUUUCAAAUUAAUAAUUUAUCUGGGGGUAAAACUGAAGUUGAUAACUAUAGAAAACUUAUUAAAAAUCUUAUUGAAAGCAAAUUCCGACAGUAUAAAAUCCCUGCAAGGUGGUUGAUGUUUAGUAUUUGCUUGAAAAUUCUUGCUCAGAAAAAAAAGAAGAGUGUCAUAGAAUUUCUGGACUGUGUUGAAGUUGCUAGGCGUUUUGGUAUCAAUGAUGAAAAGACAGUCAAAGUUGCGCUAAGAUUCCUUCACAAAUACAUCGGGUUAGUGAUGUACUUUCAGAAGGAUGAAAAGCUCAAACUUUCAAAGGAUAUCGUCAUCUGUGAUCCUCAAGCAGUUUUCACUUCUAUUAGUGACCUUAUUUUUAAUAUUUAUGAUCCAGAUGUAGAAGAACCUGCAGUAUUCGAUCGCUUUACACAAAAUGGUUUCUUUUCUCCUGAAGAUCACAGCAUGGAGGCUAUCGCUGCUAAAAAAAACCAAUUACCCAUUGAAGACCUAAUACCGUUGUUGGAGUAUCUAAACAUAGCUGUUGAGAUGGAUGUGGAUUCGAUCAAAGGGUACUUUCUUCCAGCAGUUCUUCAAACAGCCACCAGUGAGGUAUUGAACAUGUCUCUCGAUGGAGCAGAUACUGUUCGAGAUCCAGAGCCCCUUUGUGUCCGUUUUAGAACUGGUUUUGUGCCAUUGGGAUUUGUUUCUGCCCUUGUGGCUAAUUUAUUAAAUAAUAACAGCAAGGAUCUGCUUUUACUUGGGAACGAGCAAGAAGAAGUGGUGUACAAAAACAAAAUCAUAUUUCGAUUUCGAGGCCGUUACAAUAUUGUGCUGAUUUCCCGGGCCAAGUAUUGUGAAUUUCGAGUAUCUCGACCCCUAGAUGCUGCUAAAGAUGAAGAGUUCAGCAAAUUUUGCCCACUGCUUAAAGACAUGUUACAGAAAUCAAUCAAGGAUGUAAUCGACAGAAUGCGACAGAGUUCUCUAUUCCAGCCGUCACAUGGCUAUGAUUUUGCUUUUAAAUGCCCUCAAAGCAACUGUAAGAAAACAAUGGGUAGCGGAUCAUCAUUACUAGUAAUUAAUCCAUGGCCAGCAGACCAGCACCUUAAAAGCCUGACUUGCGAGAGCUGCAAGACUGCUAUACAUGUAACCCUUCAAAUGAAGACAUGGUUCACAAAGGACCUAGCUCAUGAUGAUCAACAAGAUCCACGAACUACCAGUCUCUGUGAGUUGAUGGUCAAGUAUGGAGUCACUGACAAACAGUUGAAUCGAGAGAUUACACGAGAGGACCUUGCUCCAGUAGCUAUGCACUUUGAUACUGUGGAGCUCUACCUCAACCCACUGAAGCUGGAUGGAAACGAACAAGUUGAUGUGAGGACUUCCGGUCAUGUUAGUAGCAGUAAUCAAGUAGCAGUGAUUAAGUGUUUGUCAAUCUGGAGGGGACACAAACCCAACGAAGCAACCUUCAGAGCACUGAUUAGGAUCUUAUGGGAUCUGAGGAAGGAAGAAAUUGUUACCAACAUUUGUCAGUACUUGAAAAAAAAGGACCAUGGCACAUUCGGAGAGGAGCACCUUGUGCAAGUAUCUCAGACUUCCGGAAAGAGUGACUCAGCCACAUGCACACAGAGAGGAGAAGACUUGCUCCCACUAGAUAAAGUGAAGAAUGCAGUCAUUGCAAUCACUGCUGACUGGUACAGUCUGGCAAUACAGCUGGAUAUUGACUAUAAAACUAGAAAGGUCAUUGAGCGUGACCACCCAUCGGCAGAAGCUGGGUUCCAUGCCAUGUUGCAGCACUGGGUGAGGAGACCCUCCCCUCCCCCCUCCUGGUCGGCCCUCAUUAGAGCACUAAAGUGCCCCGUCAUCAGUCGAGCAGACAUUGCAGACGACAUUGCAGCAGACUUGGAGAAACAUCAGGAUGUGUUGGGAGUAUCUAGAGGUGGUGAAUCAUCCAUUCCCUCUCAGGGUCAGCAAAACGUAUUUGUCCAGAAAGAGCCACUCAGUGUAGACCAGCACUUGAAGGUGAUGAGAGAGACCACUUGGGAAGCAAGAGCCAAAUGGAAGUGUCUGGGAGAACAGUUGGGAGUUACCAUGGGGAAAUUAGAGGAGAUUCAGUACAACCAUCGUGAUGUAGCUGAAGCUUGCUUAACUGGCAUGCUGGAGCACUGGUUGACCCAGACCGGCCCUCCCCCCUCCUGGUCCGCCCUCAUUGAGGCUCUCAGAUCCCCUGCUCUUGGUCAGGGGGACAUUGCCAAUGAGAUUGAGACUAGGAUCGCUAGAGACAUAGUGUACACAUGAAUUGUCCAAAAAAUAACUGUCUUGUAUUAUUUGUAUAAUUAUAGUUCCUCUCUCAGACUUAAACACAUUGCAUGCACUGUAAGACUAUUCUAGUUAGAUUGCAAGAACAUUGUAGAUGAUGUAGUUUAUUAGUAGAACCUUCUAGAAACAGGGUUUAGUAUUUAAGUAUUGAGUUAAAUUUGUAUUUGUUAAGUACCAUCGAAUUGACUGUGAA